AUGGCAUUCGCGCUGAUACUCGCGGUUGUUUUGGCUUACCUCUGCGCCAGACCAUUCAUUGUCUAUUUCUAUGACGCCAAAGGCUUGCGGAAGUACCCGGACCUGAACCCUCUAUCCGGCAUAACGAGCCUCGCCUAUGUCUGGGAGCAUUCGAACCAUUUCCGGACGAGACACCUCUACCUCAAGCAUCGAAAACAUCCCGUGAUUCGGGUAGGACCAAACGUUCUCUCCUUUGCGGAUGUGCGAGCUAUCAAAGACAUCUACGGCCAUGGUACUCCCUGCCGCAAGGACGACGUCUACACCCUCACUGCAGGGAGCCACGCUCAUAUCCUCAAUACGAUCGACCGGGAGGACCAUAACCGCAAACGUCGAAUGCUGUCCCAUGCGUUUGCGACCCGCAAUCUCGAACGAUGGGAAUUCAAAAUCGCAGAUAAAAUCGGCAAACUUAUCGCUCAGCUAGAUCGGAGAUGUACUGCCCCACUGUCCGAUAGAAACCAUGUCAGUUCGGAAGAUUUGACCCUUGAUUUCACACUCUGGUCUAAUCUCUUUACUGUUGAUGCCAUCGCCGAUCUGGCUCUAAGCGAACAGCUUAAUCUGCUGGACUCGGGUACUAGCGUCGUCAAGGUUGACGACAUUCCAAGUCUCAAGUUCAUUGACAGCUUGCAUGGCGGGAACUAUAUCACCUCUCUCUUUGUGGGAGCAGCGGAAUGGUUUGCCGUCCUGAAGGCUGUUUCCAGCAUCGCGUCUCUGCAAUUUCGUGCGCAGUGGGACCAUGGGAGAAACUUUGGCAGGAUUGUCAGCGCUCUAACUAGCAGACGCCUGGAAAAGCACAAGCGCGGCGACCAACUGGGAGACCUCUUUGCAUGUUUAAUGGAGGACAACAAGGGCAACGCCCGCGGUCUCGAGAGAGGAGAGCUUGAGGCCGAGACAAACGUGCUCUUGGAUGCUGGCUCUGAUACUACAGCGAUCGCCUUGACGCAUGCCCUGUAUUACCUGAUCAAAACUCCGCAUGCUAUGGCAACCCUCAGGAAAGAGGUGGCAGGCGCCUUCUCCGAAGAACCCACCGCACGCUAUGCCAGCGUCAAGAACCUGCCCUACCUAAAGGCGUGCCUGGAGGAAUCGCUGCGAUUGUCCCCUCCUGUUUCAAGGGGCCUCGAGCGCAGAACACCGCCCCAGGGCAUGCGGAUUAUGGGGGAGCAAAUCCCCGGAAAUGUUGGAGUUUCGGUUCCAGUGUAUGUCGCCCAUCGAGAUCCCGCGAUCUUCCCGGAACCGGAACUGUACCGGCCGGAAAGAUGGCUGGAGAGCGAAGAAAAGGCCAAGCAAAUGCGGGAGGCGUUCAUCCCUUUUUCAACCGGCGCACGUGGCUGCAUCGGGCGCAAUAUCACCAUGAUCGAGCAGCAGCUUGUAAUUGCGACCCUGGUCCACCGUUACGAGUUUGCACUGCCAUCAGACCGUUGGAGUCUGCAACAUAAUGAGGCAUUCCUCUUAUGGACGUGUCCGAUGCCGCUGAAGAUCUGGAGGCGAGACAUAGGCAGCCCAACAUCAUGA
Molecule: messenger RNA, 1548 nt
Organism: Aspergillus lentulus
Lineage: Eukaryota; Fungi; Ascomycota; Eurotiomycetes; Eurotiales; Aspergillaceae
Product: cytochrome P450
Molecular function (GO): monooxygenase activity; oxidoreductase activity, acting on paired donors, with incorporation or reduction of molecular oxygen; heme binding
Source: RefSeq, a predicted model, not a curated record